Messenger RNA from Saccharomyces mikatae IFO 1815, 1086 nucleotides. RefSeq names its product polyubiquitin-binding protein UFD1 (gene UFD1). The coding region runs from base 1 to 1086 and encodes 361 amino acids. Gene Ontology annotation, cellular component: VCP-NPL4-UFD1 AAA ATPase complex. The record is from RefSeq and is a predicted model, not a curated record. Gene Ontology annotation, molecular function: polyubiquitin modification-dependent protein binding. NCBI's taxonomy places the organism in Eukaryota, Fungi, Ascomycota, Saccharomycetes, Saccharomycetales, Saccharomycetaceae. The transcript has a single exon.
AUGUUUUCAGGUUUCGGUUCUCUUGGCGGCGGGAACGGUUUUACCAAUAUACCUCAAACCUUUGAGGAGUUCUUCAGAUGCUACCCUAUAGCAAUGAUGAAUGAUAGAAUACGGAAAGAUGACGCCAACUUCGGCGGGAAAAUAUUUCUACCACCAAGUGCCCUAAGUAAACUUUCAAUGUUAAACAUAAGAUAUCCAAUGCUAUUCAAGUUAACAGCAAAUGAAAGUGGACGUGUGACGCACGGUGGUGUUUUAGAAUUUAUUGCCGAAGAGGGCAGAGUUUACUUACCACAAUGGAUGAUGGAAACUUUGGGCAUACAGCCAGGGUCUCUAUUACAAAUAUCGUCUACUGAUGUACCUCUGGGUCAAUUCGUGAAAUUAGAACCUCAAUCUGUGGACUUUUUAGAUAUUUCUGACCCCAAAGCCGUCUUAGAGAACGUACUAAGGAACUUUUCAUCUUUAACCGUGGACGAUAUUAUUGAGAUCAGUUAUAAUGAUAAAACAUUUAAGAUUAAGAUUCUAGAGGUUAAGCCAGAAACAUCAUCGAAGAGUAUAUGUGUCAUUGAAACGGAUUUAGUGACAGAUUUCGCUCCACCUGUAGGAUACGUUGAGCCCGACUACGAAGCACUGAAGGCCCAGCAAGACAAAGGAAAAAAGAACGGUUUUGGUAAGGGCCAAGUUUUGGAUCCCUCGGUGCUUGGACAAGGAUCAAUGUCCACAAGAAUUGACUAUGCGGGUAUUGCCAACAGCAUCAAAAACAAGCAGUCAAAAUUUGUAGGGCAAGGACAGAAUAUAUCUGGUAAGGGUCUCAAGGCAGAACCAAAGCAAAAUAUAAAAGAUAUAAAGAUAACACUUGAUGGUGAGCCCGCCAGGCUAGAUUUACCCGAGGGUCAAUUAUUCUUCGGCUUCCCAAUGGUACUACCGAAGGGGAAUGAAGAGUGCGACAGUAGAGCCAAAUCGAAUGAACAAAAUUUCCAAGGUCAAGGGAUCUCAUUAAGGAAAAGUAAUAAAAGGAAGCCAAAGAAAGACCAUGAUUCGUCCAAAUCCAAAGCUCCCAAGAGUCCUGAAGUCAUCGAAAUUGAUUAG